This is a messenger RNA of Epinephelus moara (kelp grouper), 9398 nucleotides long. RefSeq names its product xylosyltransferase 1-like. NCBI's taxonomy places the organism in Eukaryota, Metazoa, Chordata, Actinopteri, Perciformes, Serranidae. Gene Ontology annotation, cellular component: membrane. The record is from RefSeq and is a predicted model, not a curated record. Gene Ontology annotation, molecular function: protein xylosyltransferase activity. The transcript has 11 exons. Gene Ontology annotation, biological process: heparan sulfate proteoglycan biosynthetic process; chondroitin sulfate proteoglycan biosynthetic process. Bases 79 to 2886 code for a protein of 935 amino acids.
GGGGAGCAUUCACACCCCGCUGUCGGCGUUUAGCGGAUGGGGCUCUCAGCUUGAGCCGGAGGGAGGAGGAGGAGAAAGAUGAACGGUAACCCGUGUGCCCGCAGGCUGGCCCGGCGCUCCAAGUCCGCCCUGCUGGUCGCCGCUCUGGCCGUCCUGCUGGUCCAGACUCUCAUCGUGUGGAACUUCAGCAGCCUGGACUCUGCCGGCGGGGACGGAGGCGCCAGGAGCCGGGAGAAGCGAGAGGACCGUGCCGGGGGGCUCAACAAAGCCGACAGGGAGCACCCGCGGAGGGGGCUGCAGAAGAAGGGCGACCCACCACCGCCGCUCGGAAAGGCGGCUGUUCGGCACAAGCUGCAGGCGGAUGUCUACCAUUCCCACCGGCCCAAAGAAAAACUUCGCCUGGACAGCAACAACAAUGAGAACUCAGUCCCCAAAGACUUUGACACCAUCGACAGCAAUAGCAACCUGGGAGCUCGAUCACAGCGCCAGCGAGUGCCAGUCGCAAACAUCAAACGCAAGCUCGACAAGGUCCAAGCACAAAGCGUGCUGGGAAAAUCUGCAAACGAAGUCCUCAAGUACCCUCCCAUCCAACCCAGAGGGUUGGGUCACAAUCAUAACCGAACCAACAUCCAUAAACCCCACCCUCAGGUGCCAACCAUCCCAGCACCGGUCCAGGGGUCCAAUCAGGAUCCACCGCUGUACCAGGAAAAGAAGUCAGCCACGGCGCUGCCACCUGGUUUGGAGCCGAGGAAGGAGCAGCCGCAGUGUGAGAUCAGUGGCAAAGAAGCCAUUUCUGCUCUGUCCCGAGCCAAGAGUCGCGAGUGUCGGCAGCAGAUAGUGGAGGUCUACUGCAAGCACAAAGAGAGGACGCUGAUGCCUGAGAAAGUGCCUCGCUACUGCCCCAUAGAAGGUAAGGCUAAUGUGAAUGUACAGUGGGAUGAGGAGCCCUCAGAUGCUGCCCAGGUCGUGCCGGCCCGGAUCGCCUUCGUCCUGGUCGUCCAUGGCCGAGCCUCUCGUCAGUUCCAUCGUCUCUUCAAAGCCAUCUACCACACCUCGCACUAUUACUACAUCCAUGUAGACCUGAGGUCAAACUACCUCCACAGAGAGGUCCUGUCUCUGGCUGGCCAGUAUCCCAACGUCCGGGUGACUUCCUGGCGGAUGUCCACCAUCUGGGGCGGCGCCAGCCUGUUGACCAUGUACCUACGCAGCAUGGAGGACCUUCUGAAAAUGAGUGACUGGUCCUGGGACUUCUUCAUCAACCUCAGUGCUGCAGACUAUCCCAUCAGAACCAAUGACCAGCUGGUGGCUUUCCUGUCCAAGUACCGUAACAUGAACUUCAUCAAAUCUCACGGCAGAGACAAUGCACGUUUCAUCCGUAAACAGGGUCUGGACCGUCUCUUCUACGAGUGUGACACCCACAUGUGGCGUCUUGGGGACCGCAAGAUCCCAGAGGGCAUUGCAGUGGAUGGAGGCUCCGAUUGGUUCCUGCUAAACCGGCCCUUUGUGGACUAUGUGGUCAACUCCCAAGACGAGCUGGUCAGCAGCAUGAAGCGCUUCUACGCCUACACACUGCUGCCUGCUGAGUCAUUUUUCCACACCGUGCUGGAGAACAGCGCACACUGUGAGACCAUGGUGGACAACAACCUGAGGCUCACCAACUGGAACCGCAAACUGGGGUGUAAAUGCCAGUACAAGCAUAUUGUGGACUGGUGUGGCUGCUCACCCAACGACUUCAAGCCCUCUGACCUUCCACGCUUCCAGCAAGCAUCCAGACCGACCUUCUUUGCCAGAAAGUUUGAGGCCAGCGUCAGUCAGGAGAUCAUCAACCAGCUGGACUCCUACCUGUUCGGAUCAUACGACUCAGGCACCCUGGGCCUCCAUGCCUACUGGGAGAACAUCUAUGAGGAGGAGACAGAUGGCCUUGCCAGCCUAUCAGACUCCAUGCUCAGCCACUACCAUGCCUUCAGUCGCAUGGGACUGUCCCGCGCUGCCAGCUCACUACAAGGCCACCCCAAUGACAACAGCUGCAGGUAUGUGGCCAUGAGCCACCCAGUGUCAGUCCACGUCUACUUCCUGUCAGACCAGUUCCAGGGCUACCUGGUGCGUCAUGUGGCCACUAACCGAGCCUCCACCCAGCUGGAGAGCCUGGAGACCUGGGUGACACCCAAAGACCACUUCACCGUAGCCAGCCCACCCCACACCACCAACAGGCUGCAGCACGUCCAGGUUGGGGCAGACUGGGAUCCUAAGGAGCGUCUCUUCAGGAACUGGGGGGGUCUCUUGGGGCCCAAGGAUGAGCCAGUAGCUGUGCAACGCUGGAGCCGAAGCCAGAGCAACCUGACGGCCACUGUGGUGUGGAUCGACCCCACCAACGUCAUUGCCGCCACUUACGACAUCCUGGUGGACGCCUCGGCUGAGGUCACCCACUACCGACCGCCACUCACCUCGCCGCUGAGGCCCGGCUUGUGGACGCUGAGGGUGCUGCACCACUGGAACCCACUGGGCCAAACCAGCUUCAUCGUGGCACCACUCGAGUUCCACCGACAGCAGCCUUUACAGCAAGAGGACGGGCUACGGUUGCACGGCGGCCCAGCUAGAAACUCCUAUAUGGAGCAGAGUUUCCACGGCCUGAACCCGGUGUUGCGGCUGCCGGUGAGUCUAGGCGCUGUGGAGGAGGCUGAGGCCAACGCUGGGCUGACAGGGGCACCGCUGCGUCGCUGGCUGGACGGGCUGUUGGAGGGCCACUGGUCGGCUGCAGAUGUCUGCUCAAUGGGACCCAGCGUCUGUCCCGUCAUGCAGCGCUGUCGUCUCACUGCCUGGAGCUCCGCCAGCCCUGACACCAAGUCUGAACUGACACCGCCCAGAGAGGACGGACGCAUCAGGUAGCAGACAGACAGACUGAGGGAAGAUGAGAGUAACAAAUGAAGGAAGACACGGGGCUAAUGUCCUGUUUGUUUCUGAUAUUUAUUUAUUUAAAGUUUGUGCAACGUGUGUGAAAGGAAAUGGAUGAAACUUUGGCGGCAGCGACGGGAAGAAGAGAAACAAACUCAAACAGUGGGGAAGUCUUCUCCUUCAGUCCUCAUUCAGUCUGCUGCUCAAAGCUGUGUGUGUGUGUGUGUGUGUGUGUGUGUGUGUGUGUGUGUGUGUGUGUGUGUGUGAGAGAGAGAGAGCAAGAGAGAGAGAGGAUAAGUGUGUGUUGAAGCGUUGUGCCAGAAGAACUCUAUACCUCUUUUUGUGCGUGUUUUCCUGGGUUAAGGUAUGUGUGUUCAGAUGCUGAAAACACACCUGGUUGCUCAUUCUUAGGCCCAUUAUUGCGAAAAACAUUGAUCGCGGCUUAGUUAGGUCUCAAUGUCCUCAUUUUAAAUUUCCUAAUUAUGUUUUUAUAGUGAUCAUACUUAUUGUUUUCAGACUUUUAUCCCAAGAUAACCAUUUAAUUCAAAGGUUUAGUCUUUGAAUGCAACUUCCUAGUCAUAGGACUGAAAGAAAGUGAACACAAAAAAAGGAACAAGGAGAACCUCAAGUUUCAACUCUGCUCAGGCAUGAGGUGAAGCUGAAUUAGGAUGAUUUUGGAUGAUGUACAGGCACUUGCUGAAGACAGGUGACACAAGUUUGUAUUCUUUUUAAAAUUCAAAUUAAGAGUCAACAGUAAUGCUUUGACUUAUUGUCAAGGCUUUUUUCAGCCCCAAAUGUUACCAUGUACAAUAAUAAGCUUAAAAAAUUAUUAAAAACUAUUUUGUGAAGAUCAAACUAUUAUCUUAAGAUGACAAAAUUAAGAUUAGAACUAUCUGUGGGGGCCUACUGAACUUAUUUUUGCUUUGACGGUCCAAUGGCUGAGACAUGAAUUAAAACAUGAAUACGGCUGAUAAUUUAAGUCCUCAUCACCAAAAUAUAAUGUUUGAGUUCUUGAGAUAAUGGCGCACUUAAAUCUUGGGAUAACAGGCCUGAAAAACUAGAUAGUAACACUAUUUGUGUCCUUGAGAUGACAAAAUUCUUCAGCUGUGAUCCAGAUAUAAUGAGCCUUAGAAAAUCAUUAGCAACUAUGGAUAUUCUCAUACAGAGCCAGGUAGGUGUCAGGGGGGAAUUCUGAUACAUUUUUCACGCAAAUUACUAAAUUUCUGUUUACAUACAUAUUUCUUUUUUACUAUAUUGGGUUAGCCUCAUGUCUGAUGUUAAAACCAGCAGAGACCACAGUCAACAUUUCCUCUCUAACAACAGUCAGUGUUUGUUUCUUUUAACUAUGAAGAUGAUUUUUUUUUUUCACUACUACUGGAAAAACACUGUUUAACUGUUAGUGGUGGAGUAAGUACUCAGAUCCUUUACUUAAGUAAAUUUUCUAUUACAAAAAAAAAAACAAAAACAAAAAAAACACCAUUAAAAGUAUUCAUUAUGUUCAGUUAAAGGUCCAGUGUGUAAGAUUUAGGGGGAUUUAGUGGCAUGUAGUUGUAAGGCCUGUAGAUUACAACCAGCUGAAACUUCUCCAGUUAAGAUUUCCUUCAGUGUUCAUUUUUCAGGAGGUUUCUACUGGAAGCCAAAUUAUCGAUUACCCAUAACGUUCUUCCACUUGGAAAAACAACAACAGAUUCAGUAAUGUUAACCUGUAAAAACACAGAAUAAAACAGAUUUAUGUUACUAAAUUAGUGUUUUUCCAAAAACUGCUCAUCCUAGAGGGGCUGCUAACUACAUUGGCCGAUGCAAAAGUGAGGAUGGCCCUAUCUAGAGCCAGUUUUGGUUUGUCUGUUCUGGGCAACUGUAGAGACAUGGUGAUGCAGCAUUGUGGACGCCACACACAUGGACCCGCUCCCUAUGUAGAUAUAACUGGCUCAGCAUGAUUCUUAUUAUUCUUAUUUUCAGGUGAUUAUACACUAAAGAAAACAAAUUUUAUUAUAUUCCUUUUCAGCCAAUAUAUCACCUAAGUCCUACACACCAGACCUUCAAAGCACAGAAGUAUUACUAAGCAAAGUGCCAAUUUUGUAGAAAGGCCCCUUUUAAUGUUUGUCUUGAUAUUGGAUAUGGUAGGCAUAGGAUGAGCUGCGUCUUAAUAAACUGUCCUAUGUUUGUCUUCUUGUCAGGUGCAAAAGUCAGAGAAGGAGUCUUCCUUUGCUACAUUUUGGUAUUACAUAUAUAAUAAUAAUAAUGGGUUCAUUACUGGUGGAAACAAACAGCAUGUUAACAUGUAGUUGAUCAAGGUGGAGCUAAUUUUACUACUUUAUCUACUUUAUAUACUGUCGACAGGUUGUUAAAUCUAGCUGCUGUACAAAUAUGAAUCUGCAAAGUAACCAAUAACUAUAGCUGUGGAUAGGUGUAGUGAAGGAAAAAAUUAUUUGUUUUCAAGGUACUUUAAAAUUGUACUUGAGUAAAGGUACUCACACACUCACACACCACCUGUUCAGAACUAGUUGAAACUUUUCUCCCCUGACACUGAGCAGCUCUGUAUUCUGCUGUUUGUUAUAUUCUGUGCCAUGUCUGAAUCCUUCAGACUUGAAGUGUGAGACGUCCGCUAUGCUGGAACCUCAGAAAAGAUUCACCUCCUCUUUUAUUUCACUUUACACACAUUUGUCAUCCGCUCUUGCUGUAGAAACUGAUGUAACUGUGUCAAUGCUUCAGCAGCUACGUGAGUAAUUUAUUUAGAAGUUUAUAUAAAACAUUUUCUUUUAUUUUCAUUUUUUCCUUCUUUUUUAGUCAGUGACUAAUAUUUGAUAUGCUGAUAUUUGCAGCAGGUGAGAUUUGUUUUUGUUUUUUUAGACAAAACGUCUGCCUUUGUUUCUAAAGGCCUUCCGGUGUUUGUCAGGACUGAUGGUAAAUGUUUGUGUCGAUCACUUUUGGGACUGGCCUCCUCUCCUCUGCCUUUUGACUCAUCUGCUCUCAUUUCAACUACUUUACAGCUACAAGUUUAUUAUGACCACGGAGCUGAGAUACAGCUGCAUAUUUUAAACUAUAGGAGGAUGUUCCGAUUGGACAUUUGUGAGUCUGUCAGCAACAGUUACAAUAUUUUGUAUUAAGUGGUCUUUCAGUCCUUUUUAACGUAACCGUUUAUUCUCUAAAAUAAAAUAUAUUUUGCAAAAAAUAUAUAAUUGCAAAUGCUUAUCAGCAGUUACAAGAGCGAGGCCUUAGAAAAGUAUUUUGUACUCUAUGCACCGAGACCCAAAAGGUAUUUAAUUUUUUAAUAUGGCACUACAUAAAAGCAGAAAAUCUUAUUUAUGGAGAUUUAAACUGAAAAAGGUUGAUUAUUACAUAAAUUGAUAAUAUUCUGUGAAACCAAUCAGCACGUUGUUUCAGAGCUUGACAUUUAAAAGUGUUUGAAAAAAUGUAGACAUCGCUGCAACAGUGAUUCAAUAUUUCUGUGUUAAAUUCAUAUCGCAAUGACCCCAACAAGUUGAUGGGCAAAAAUUAAAUCUGUGUACAACUUUUCAUAGUUUGUAUAUUUAUCUGAAUAAUCAUAUUCUAAUCCUUCCAUACUAAUCAUUACUUAUACAUGCAUAUAUUAUUUAAUCUGACUUUCCUAUGAGUUGAGUUUGAUGUAGCAGGUGAGGAGGCGGAGAGGAGGAGGCCACCCGAGACAUUUAGAUGCACCUUCAGAUUUCCAUGCUGCUCAGUGACUGACUUUGUGCCAAGACAUAAAAUAUUCAUAGCAAGUCUGGGCUGCACCAGUAGGGAUAAAGGUUACAGUGUGUGGUUUUUAAGACCAGAGCAAAACAGGUUUAUUAACAUUCUUAAGAGGGCUUUGCUAAUGGUUUUCUGGUGGUGGGACACUGAUUCAACAUGUUAAGAAUUUUAGUGAGAAACACUGAACAUAAACAAUACUGUUUAAUCAAUUCACAAAGACAACUCCACUUCAUGUCUAAAAUCAGUGCAAUAGUUAAACCUGUUAACUAACAUUUUAAUUUGGAUUAAAAAAAACAAUCAUAUUCUGCUCAUAACUGGAUAUAAUUUAAGAUCAAUUUGCAUCAAAUGGGUUUUGGGCUAAUAUUGACAGCCCCUUUAAGGCAAUAGUUAAUCACUUUGAGAAUGACUAAGAGUUGGCUGCUCAGAUUGAUCCCAUUCCCAUGUCUGUGCAGUAAAAAAUGAAGCCGCAGCAGCAGCAGCAAGUCUGUCCAACAGCACCUCCAAAGCUCACUGGUUAACUUAAGAAAGUCACUGCAACUAGCCAAAAAUUGUCCAGCACAUAGCGAAAUCUGUGAACCCCAAACUCAGUUUUUGUAAGAAUUCAACUACAUGUAACAUGUAAGUCCGUAAGAUUAAGAGGUGUUCACAGUAGGAUAUUAUCACCUUGGACCCAGUCAGGCUAGCUGCACCCCCCUGCUUCUAGUCUUUAUGCUAAACUAAGAUAAUCUACAGACAGAGUGGUGUUGAUCUUAUCAAAUUCUCAAUAAAGCGAACCAGUGUUCUAAAAUGGUAGAAAUAUUACUUAAUUACUUUUAAUUCUGUGCCAAGCGUAACAUUAACCAUUUAUUUAUCCAAUUGUGAUUUGAAAGCAAACUAGUAGAAGGUAAUAUUAAAUUAACAAAUCUUAAUCCUUGCUGGUGCAAUCCAUCCUCACUUAGUUAUAUUUUCAUUACUAUAAAAACUAAUAUUUAAUAUUUUUUUAUUUUUUUUAUUCCAGUGUGUGUAGUUGCCAUAUGACAAUAUUAUUGGGACCAAAACUGGAAAGUAGUGGGGGGCUUUCUUAGAAUGAACUGUCAGCACUUAAAGGACAUGAACAGUACGUCGUAUUUAUUCUAGAAAAGAUUAACUAUUAUACAUAUAAUUUAUGAUGGAUGUAUGCUGCAGAUGUUACCAGAUAUUUGUGGUUGUGGAUCAGCACAGUGUCAAUGAGUUUAACGCUGAAAGAGCCAGUCUCUGUUAGACUGUACCAACGAUACAGUAGUGUACAGGACCAGUCGUUUACUGCCACUGGAUUAAGGAUUAAUAAGGUUGUAAGAGAUACAGUCAGGGUAUUUUUAACCCUUUGAUUUCAUAUCCAAACAAACAUUAACAAAAAUAUAAUUAAAUUUCUAAAUCCAUAGCCUAUAAACAACAAUGAAUUCUGAAUAGUUGUAUGUGGUGCGAGGGAUAAACAGGCUGUUAAAAUGUUCUCCACACAGACUGUAAAUCAAACUAAAGGAAGUCAAGUCUUAUUGAUGUGCUGAAAUCAAAUGGUUAAAACCUGACUAGGGACAAAACUACCAUUUAAGUUGUACAUGUUUUUGGUUUUGAUUUAAUUUAGUUCGUCUAGUUUAAGUCUUGCAUCAUUAAUUUCAGACAAAUUCUUAGAUUUAAAAAGUUUUUUAUUAUUAGGUUUUAACAUUAUUGUUAUAACUAUGGACACGUGCAGCUUUCAUGAUUUGAUCCAUAUAUACAGUCAUUUUUUAAAAAUAUUUUUGUAUGUCAGCAGUCAUUUCGGCAUAAUGUCAGUCUCCAAAAAAGUCCCAGAAAGUAAAACACUUUAGAGAAAAUUACGAGAAAAAAAGAAAAGAAAAAGAAACUAAUUUUUUUUUCUGUUCCUGCUCGAUGUUGAUGUGAAAAUUAAGAGCCAUUUCAUGUCCGAUAGGUAUUUUUCAUAUGAUGAGUGAGUCGAUUGUUAAUCAGUAUUUUGUGAAAUACUCAAAAGACUAUGUACAGUUAAGUUAAUGACAUAGAAAGGUACGGCUCUUUGGACACAGUGCUGGGAUGAUGGUGCCACAAAGAUCAUGUGACUGUUUUUCAGAGAUUUCUCUGGUGUGAAAGACAAAGAUGUUGAUAAAGUCUUCAGAUUCUGGAGGAAAAUCCCAGCUGAGAGGUUUUUUCUUUGCAUACUUUUUAUUUUUGCCUCACACUUUAAUGCUGUUUGUUUCUUUUAUAUCCAAUACCAACCUAUGUUUUGUUUGUUUUCAGUGCCAUCUCUGAAGUAUUGCCUUUUUGUUUUGUUAUUUUCUUGCUUUUCGUUAUCGUUCUCUCUCUCUUUGGGAGUAGUGCUGUGCCUUAGCUGUACUCCUGUUUUAGGAAACCCUCUCUGAAAGCAUCAAAAACUCUCAAGUGUCCAAAAACAAAAACGAAUUGUUGUGAAUGCCUUAUAAAUGACCUUAGCGGUUUUGAAGUACAAUUUUUGAAAAUAAAACUGAAUCUCCCUUUAUUCUUUGCCUGUGCGGUUUAUUUCACACUCUUGUAUGAACAAGUACUGCUGAGGGCAUCAGUGGCCCCCAGUUUCUAAAGGAACUGUGGACCGCAACUACAAAAAGUUUAUUCUUUGAAGUACUUGCACUUUACUUGAGUGUUUUCAUUUUUAACCACGUUAUACUUCAACUUUACUCCUUUUCAGAUGCAAAUGUUGUACUUUUUACUCCACUACCAUUAUUUGGCAGCAGGGCUGGGCAAUAUAUUGACAGUAUAUUUAAUUUGUGAUUUGUAAGUAAAUAUCGUCUAAGAGUUUGGAUAUCGUAAUA